AUGGAUCCAAACACUUGGACUGAAAAGACCCAAGAAAUCGUCAAAGGAGCUCAGACCUUGGCCCGUGAAUAUGGUCACGCCCAAAUUACACCUCUACAUCUGGCUGCAUCCCUCUUCAACGACGAAGACGGCCUGGUCAAGAAUGUAGUCUCAAAAGCCGGUGGUGAUCCACAAACCUGUGAACGCUCCGUAAAGAAACAACUUGUCAAACUACCUGCUCAAAACCCACCUCCGGACGAAGUAUCGCUAUCUCCUCAAUUGGCCAAACUCAUUCGAACAGCAGACGAUCUACGUAAAAAGCAAAAGGACUCGCACUUGUCUCUCGAUACUGUUAUCGUCGCACUUGGUGACAUUACGGAAUGGCAGACUGCACUCAAGGAGGCCAACGUGAAUAAGGCUGCUGUCGAGGCUGCUGUCUCUCAAAUACGUGGAUCUCGACGAGUUGAUUCAAAGAAUGCUGAAUCCAACUAUGAUGCCUUGUCAAAAUAUGCUAUUGAUCUCGUCAGUAUGGCUGAACAGGGCAAGCUCGACCCUGUUAUUGGUAGAGAUGAUGAGAUAAGACGCGUCAUUCGUGUCCUUGCUAGGAGAACCAAGAACAACCCAGUACUCAUUGGAGAGCCGGGUGUUGGAAAGACUGCAAUAGCAGAAGGAUUAGCUAUACGUAUUGUCCGUGGUGACGUGCCUCAAUCACUACAAUGUCGCCUAUACAGUUUGGACAUGGGCUUACUGAUUGCCGGUGCUUCAUAUAGAGGUCAAUUUGAAGAGCGUCUCAAGUCUGUUUUGAAAGAGGUCAAGGAAGCUGACGGCAAGAUCAUCCUUUUCGUUGAUGAAAUACAUACUGUUUUGGGAGCUGGAAAAUCAGAAGGCUCGAUGGAUGCCGCUCAACUACUCAAACCGAUGCUCGCUCGUGGAGAAUUACGAAUGAUUGGAGCAACCACUCUUGGCGAAUAUCAAAAGCAUGUGGAGAAGGACCCAGCUUUUGAACGUCGAUUCCAGCCGGUAUACGUCAACGAACCCUCUGUUGAAUCAACCAUCAGUAUUCUUCGAGGCUUGAAAGAACGCUACGAAAACCACCACGGUGUGAAACUUACCGAUGCUGCACUGGUAGCCGCAGCCCAACUGUCUGCCCGUUACAUAACAGGUCGCUUCCUUCCCGAUAAAGCCAUCGAUCUCGUUGACGAAGCGUGUGCUUCAAUCCGAGUGCAACUUGAAUCUCAACCGGAAAUCAUUGACGAACUCGAACGUAAAAAGCUCCAACUUCAAGUAGAAGCUGCUGCUCUAGCCAAGGAAAAGGAUGCUGGAUCUCAACAACGUCUCGUCAAAGCCAACGAUGAAAUCUCGCAACUGGAAGAAAAAUUGAAACCACUUAGAGCUCGAUAUGAUUCUGAACGAGGCCGUCUUGAUGAGAUUAGGAUUCUCAACAAAAAGUUAGAGGAUUUGAAUCAUAAGGUUUCUCAGGCCGAACGGUCUUUGGAUGUAUCGCUUGCUAGUGAUUUGAAGUAUUAUGCCAUACCUGAUGUGAAGAAACGAAUCGCUGAGCUUGAGGCUUCGAAUGCUCAAAGAAAAGAUACAGAUGCUGAUGCUAUGUUGACUGAGGUUGUUGGUCCUGAACAAAUAAGUGAAAUCAUCUCUCGCUGGACGGGUAUUCCCAUCAGUAAACUCAACCAAUCCCAAGUGGACAAAUUGUUGAAGCUAGCAGACGCUCUUCAUAAAAGAGUAGUGGGUCAACACGAAGCUGUCGAAUGUGUCGCUGAAGCUGUCUUGCGAAGUCGUGCUGGCCUAGCAAACAAGAAUCAGCCAAUUGGAUCGUUUUUGUUCUUGGGUCCUACUGGUACGGGCAAAACUGAACUCUCAAAGGCUCUCGCCCAAGAACUAUUUGAUGAUGAGAAGCACAUGAUUCGUAUCGACAUGUCAGAAUACAUGGAACAGCAUUCAGUUGCACGAUUGAUUGGAGCUCCUCCAGGUUAUGUCGGCCAUGAUGAAGGUGGACAGCUGACCGAAACAAUUCGACGAAGGCCAUACGCUGUCGUAUUGUUUGAUGAAGUUGAAAAGGCUCAUCCACUCGUUAUGAAUGUUUUACUGCAAGUCUUGGAUGAUGGACGUCUUACCGAUGGAAAAGGUCGAACUGUUGAUUUUACCAACACUGUCAUCAUCAUGACUUCAAACGUUGGAGCUCAAUACUUGCAAUUGGCCACUGAAAAGGACUUUCCCCGUGCCAAAGAACAAGUAAUGACCGAAGUGCGAGCAACAUUCAAGCCAGAAUUGUUGAAUCGUAUUACAGACAUUGUUGUCUUCAAACCACUCAGGAUGGAAGAAUUGCACCAGAUUGUUCGUGUACAAGCAAACGCUGUUGCCUCUCGUUUAUCAGAGCAUGGAAUCACUCUUCGUCUCUCUGACUCUGCGGUUGAUUAUAUCUUGUCUCAAUCCUACAAUCCUUUAUACGGUGCUCGACCCAUGAAGAAAUGGCUAGAAAGAAAAGUGGUCACUCAACUCAGCAAACUUAUGCUGUCUGGUCAGCUGUUGGAGGGUUCUUCUGCAUGGAUUGAAACGAAAUCUGAACUAGGCCAGUCUGGUGAAAACGACUUGACAUAUCGAAUUGAGAAAGAUGAUAGCACUGCUGCUAUGGAAGUUGAUGCAAAAAUGUAG
This is a messenger RNA of Synchytrium microbalum, 2646 nucleotides long. RefSeq lists its product as uncharacterized. Lineage: Eukaryota; Fungi; Chytridiomycota; Chytridiomycetes; Synchytriales; Synchytriaceae. Gene Ontology annotation, molecular function: ATP hydrolysis activity; ATP binding. The record is from RefSeq and is a predicted model, not a curated record. Bases 1 to 2646 code for a protein of 881 amino acids. Gene Ontology annotation, biological process: cellular response to heat. Gene Ontology annotation, cellular component: cytoplasm; cytosol. The transcript has 11 exons.